AUGGAUAAUUGUGAUUUUUAUCAUGAUCCUUCUUAUGAAAAAAUCAAAUCAUUUUCAAAACCAGUGACUGAUGCAACAAAGUGGUCGAUAGAUGAAGUUUGUAAAUGGCUUGAAGAAAUAGAUUUAUCAGUACUGGUUCCCACAUUCAAGGAACAAGAGGUUAAUGGAGUGACUUUACAAUCUAUCACUCAAGAUCAGUAUUCAUCUUUAGAUAUCGUCACAAUUGGCAGAAAAUCUAAAUUUGAAACUCAAAGAAACAAAUUGUUUAGUAGUAGUAGUAGUAGCAGAAUUAUUAAUAUUAAUGUAAGAGAUGAAGAAGGAUGGACUACAUGUGGAACUUCAUCAUCUAAAUCAACAUCAACAACAUCAACAUCUACUUUGCAAUCUUCAACUACAGAUACAAAGAGAGAUUACAAACCAUUCACGGACAAUGCUGAGCUGUUUUCACAGAAAUCAUUACAAGACAGUUUGUUAGAUACUGCAGUCAAUGAAAUGUACCAAAAGUUGAUGAAGUCGAACUUUAUUGGUCAUUUCUCCAAUCUUCCACGUUUGUUAAGCUCCUCUCAAUUCAAGAAUCAAAAGGAAUUACAGUUGAAUUGUAUUCACUUAUUUUUGGUAAUCACCCAAAAGUUCACUUCUCAAGCAUACAACCUACUUCCACUUGAACUGCUGGAAAACCAAUGUAGUCAGUCCAACGAUCCCGAUAUACUCAAACCAAUUCAAAGGAUGAGACAACAACAAAUUUUCCAUAAAGAAAAGAUGGAAAAACGUGAUAAUAAUAGCAAUAUUCCAAUUAGAUAUCACGAUCUAUCGAUAUUUCCUUCCAAGCAAGAGCUGAGAUCUAACAUGCCAGAGCUAAAUGCUCUUAAGGUUGGAAAGUAUGAAUCCGCUGAGGAGUACCUUGACACUCAGUAUUGUCUACUCCGUGAGGAUCUUAUUCAACCAAUGAGAGAAGCACUUGAUGACUUUGAAGCCGGUAAAUCAUCAAAGUAUUUCUAUCAUGAUGUAGUUUUCAAGAAUCUAAGUUGUACGCGUAGUUCAUUGUCAUAUACCAUUAAAUUUAAACCAAACAAACCAAUUGAAUGGUCCAGACAUCCAAGAUUACUACAAGGUUCCUUGGUUGGACUAAGUUGUGAUAAUUUCAAUACUGUCAUUUGGGCUGUUGUUGAAGAUCGUCCAAAAAGAGGUAGUGAUCCCAAAAUUACUAUCUCUAUACUUGAAGAGAAUCAUUCUAUUCAUCCUCACGAACUUCCUGAGCACAUUCAUGAAGAAUUCGAAAUGUAUAAUGAUGAUCACUCUGACGAUGAUUAUGACAAUGACUAUGACUACGAAAACGGUUAUCGAAAUGAGAAGCCUGACGCUUUCGACGUUUAUGUACAACUAUCAAGGAAUGAAUCACGUAGAAGAUUUGUUAGAAAGAAUAUCCUAUCAACUCUUUUUACCAAGUCAUUUUUGAUGAUAGAAUCACCUUCUUACUUUGAAGCCUACAAGAAUGUCUUGAAGUCGCUUAAGGAUAUCAAUGUAGACACUAUCCCAUUUCAACAAUAUCUCUUGGACUGUAGCAUCGACACAAAACCACCUGCUUAUAUUCUCAAGAAUCCAUAUAUUAAAUUUUUAUCAACUUUCGAUGUGGUGGAGCAUGAUAACCAAUCAAUAGAAGAUUGGGAAAAUGAAAUAUCCAAUGAAAUUCAAUCGUUUCCAACCAAACUAGAUGAACUCGAUCAAUCUCAGUUAAAUUCAAUUGAACAUUGUUUGAAUACAGAAGUCUCACUGAUUCAAGGACCUCCAGGAACUGGUAAAACAUUUAUUGGUUUGAAACUGUUUGAGCUUCUCCACCGACAUACCAAACAUAGAGAUGGUCCAGUUCUACUCAUCUCUUACACGAACCAUGCUCUGGAUCAAUUUGUUCAAGGUUGUCUAAAUACAACCAAGAAUAUCAUUCGGCUUGGUAACAGAAGCAAAGAUCCUGAUCUUGAGCAAUUCAAUAUCAGAAAUCAUAUCAAAAGAACAAAAUCUCAAUACCAAUAUAUCAAUGAAAUGGAUGGUAUUGUUGUAGAGAUUAGAAAUACUUUGAAUAGAAUGGUAGCAGUUUCAGGCAAGCUCACCUUCAAAGACCUUCGUAACCUGAAGAACGUUUAUCAUUUGGAAUCAAUUUCAUACAGAGGUAAAGCAUCAAUCCAUGCAUGGCUGAAUUCCUGCACACCUAUUUUAAAUCAACAAAAUUCGACCUACACCAAAGUUCAUCAAUCUUUUCCUAUACCCAAACAACAAAGAAAACAACAAGAUCAACUACAUGAAGAAGAUGAAAUGGAUGAAGAGAUGGUAGAGGAGCUAAUUGAAAGUAGAAUUUUUGAUUUUGGUGGAUCAAGACACAAGGAACAAAAGGAACACAGGGAUGAGGUUCAGGAGAUAGAUAUUAGCUUACCACUAUGGAUUAUAGAGCAAAAGUCCACAAGUUUUAAAGACAUGUAUGAUAUAUCAAAUCUUCCAUUAGAUCAAAGAGUAUUGCUCUACCGUCACUGGCAAAAGCAGAAGAUACAUUGGUAUUUGAGCAAGCUCAAUGAUCUAAAGUCUCGCUACGAGUAUCUCUCGGGAGUUCUCUUGGAUUGGGAGAGAGUUCAGACUCGUAUUGCUCUGAAGAGUGCUGAUGUGGUUGCAGCUACAACUACAGGUGCCAGUAGAUUGAAACGUGUUAUUGAAGCUGUGAAACCUCGAAUCAUUAUCAUUGAAGAAGCAGCAGAAGUAUUGGAAUCACACAUAGUAGCUACAUUAACAACAUCAGCUGAACAUCUUAUCAUGAUUGGUGAUCACAAGCAAUUGAAACCUUCAUCACAAGUCUACCAACUUUCAAAGAAAUACAAUCUUGGCAUGUCACUCUUUGAAAGAAUCGUAAAGAAUGGAAUGGGUUUCAAAACUCUUGAAAUUCAAAGAAGAAUGGUUCCCAAUAUCUCUCAAUUUGUCAAACCAGUUUAUCCACAUCUCAUUGAUCAUCCAUCUGUAAUUGAAAGAUUCAUAAAAGUGCAGAAAGUUGAUGGAAUGCCAUCGAAUGUAUUCUUCUUGGAUCAUCGUCACAUGGAGAAUUCCAACGAGUCCAGCAAAUCAAACAUAUUUGAAGCUGAUUUUGUAGUUCGCUUGGCAGAAUAUAUUGUCCAACACAACUAUUCACCAAACAACAUUGCCAUAUUGACACCAUAUACUGGUCAGUUGAUACUGAUUAGAAGUAGAGCAAAGAAAAAUCCUGUUCUGGAGGGAAUUACUAUAAGAACAGUUGAUCAAUUCCAAGGUGAAGAGCGUGAUUUCAUUAUUCUUUCAUUGGUUCGUUCAAACAAUGAGGGAAGCACUGGAUUCUUGAAGAUUGAAAACAGAAUCAAUGUAUUACUAUCUCGAGCAAGAAAUGCAAUGUAUAUCGUUGGUAACUCACAACUGCUUUCCAAAGCCAACGAUCUUUGGGUCAACUUGAUCAGUAAACUCAAAGAAGAGAAGAAACUCGAUACAUUCAUUCCAUUGGUUUGCGUAAAUCAUCCGGAUACCAUCACCGAAGUACGAACAGCAGCAGACUUUGACAAUGUUCCAGAAGGUGGAUGUAACAAACAUUGUGAUGCUCGUUUAGAUUGUGGUCACCAAUGUCCUAGAUCUUGCCAUACACAUGAUCUGGACCACUACUCUGUUAUAUGUUCGCAUUAUUGUGAAGAGGUAUAUGAAGAUUGUGGUCAUCAAUGCCAAUCCCACUGUCACAAUAAUAAUUGUGGACCUUGCAAGACCACAGUUGAGACUAUAUUGGAAUGUGGACAUACUGCUCAAAAGUAUUGUUACGCUGAUGAUAGCUCCGUCUAUUGCACUUCACCUUGUGAAAGAACAGAUAGAGAUUGUGGACAUGAUUGCAAUGGAUCUCAUCUCUGUGGACAAUGUGAUAUUAGUAAAUGUAUGGCUCCAGUUGAGACUACAUUGAAAUGUGGACACUCUCUCACCCAUGCCUGCCACGACGAAACAAAUGUUUGUAAUGUCAUUUGUGAGGAAAAACUUCCAUGUGGACAUCCGUGUAAACGAACUUGUAAAGAUCACACUAUAGAAAGAACCAGUGUUGGAUUAUUUACUAGAGGUUGGAAAGUUGUUCAUCCUGUGUGUGAAAAGAAUUGCGAAAAACUUUUAAUAUGUGGUCAUAUGUGUCCAGGUCAUAGAUGUGGAAAGGAGUGUUUUAAUUGCAAGGGCAAUUGUCCCAAUCGAUGUAGACAUUGUAGAUGUAAGAAGUUAUGUAUUGAGGAAUGUACUCCUUGCAAAGAACAAUGUAUCAGAACAGCAAAUGGUAUCCGUUGUUCAAAGCAGUGCGGAGAGCCAUGCGAUAUACCAAGAAUAACAGUUCCAUGUGAGAAGCUACUCAACUGUGGUCAUCAAUGUAUGGGAUUACAAGGUGAAUUUUGUACUAAGAAAUGCAAAGUGUGCGAUCCCGAGGAGAUUGAACCUAUACUAUUAAUUACUUUGAAGGAUUUCGAUGACAAUGAGUUAUUCAUACAACUGGAUUGCGAUCAUAUGUUUGAAGUAACAUCAUUCGACCAAUACAUGGAAACAAAAGAUGAGAUAGUUGGUGUAAAGGGCUGUCCAAUAUGUAAAAAACUUAUCUUUUCCAAUAUCCUACGUUAUAAAGAUAUUGUCAAUGAAAAUUGGAAGGUCAUUGAAAAGGUUAAAGAAAGAAUCAGACACAACGAAGCAAGUCAUAUUGUUAAAAUGAGUGGAUUCACAGCUGGUCACUGGUUUAAUUGUCCUAACGGACACUUAUACUACAUAGACAAUUGUGGUGGCGCAAUGGAAGUAGGUAAAUGCAUCGAAUGCAAAGAACAAGUUGGCGGAACAAACCACAAAUUGUUAAGUACAAACUCUCACUCAAAUAUUGAUGGUUCUGAAAAACCUCAUUACCCAUAUGGUUUGGAACCAAGAGGUUUUUUGUAA
Messenger RNA from Heterostelium album PN500, 4944 nucleotides. RefSeq names its product NF-X1-type Zn finger-containing protein. Gene Ontology annotation, cellular component: nuclear RNA-directed RNA polymerase complex; nucleus. The transcript is spliced from 5 exons. The record is from RefSeq and is a predicted model, not a curated record. Gene Ontology annotation, molecular function: protein binding; helicase activity; zinc ion binding. Lineage: Eukaryota; Evosea; Eumycetozoa; Acytosteliales; Acytosteliaceae. Gene Ontology annotation, biological process: regulatory ncRNA-mediated heterochromatin formation. The coding region runs from base 1 to 4944 and encodes 1647 amino acids.